Schizophyllum commune H4-8 is the source of this 1147-nucleotide messenger RNA. RefSeq lists its product as uncharacterized. NCBI's taxonomy places the organism in Eukaryota, Fungi, Basidiomycota, Agaricomycetes, Agaricales, Schizophyllaceae. The coding region runs from base 328 to 876 and encodes 182 amino acids. The transcript has a single exon. The record is from RefSeq and is a predicted model, not a curated record.
ACCGCCAACAACACAGCAAUCGUCUUGGGGUUCGCGCUGAUCACACUAGAAUUUCUGUUGUAUUCUGCAAUUCUAUUGGCUCUCCUGGGUGCUGUACACUCCAUGCCGUACACUCAAUUGACCAGCGCCCAAUCAUCCGCUUGGGAUGACACCACCCGAGGCUUGUCCGCCGCGUCGCACGAGGCGCGUCCGCUCGUCGCGCCCUGUUCGCCGCGCGCCCUAGGGCUGUUCUCGUCCACCGGAAUUUGUGGCACGAUGAGAUGAAUUUCCGGAACUCCUCGCCUCGCUUGCUCUCCAUCCGCCUAGUAUGCGCCUCUCGUUAGCUCGAUGCAUCCCGUUCGCACCUCAGCGCCUCCAGCUCACUUCCUCGACGCCUCCAGCUUACUCCCUCGACGCCCCUCGGUCGCUCCCCGACCUUCGCUUACUGUAUUUUUCAGCCGCACUUCCACCCUGCGCCACAUUUGCUUGAUGCCCGCCAAGCGUCCAGCCCAAGCGCGGGCUACGCAAGCGUCAAGUGGGCACUAUCCAAGCGUCAAGCGGACACUACGCAAGCUUCAAGUAGGCACUACGCAAGCGCUCUGGUGGUCAGAUGUCCCGCUCGGAGACCAUCUGCCCGUCUUGGUCGCCUUGGGUGGUGCGCGCGGGUGUCCGCCGCCCGUCUCUUCGUCUUGGUCUACGUCAAUUCUCUCAGGCCGUCUGCUGUCAAUUUUCAGCCCGUCCGCUGUCAAUUCUCAGUCCGUCCACUAUCAUUCUCAGCCCGUCCGCUGUCAGUUCUCCAUCCCUCUCAACCGCUACUCCGCCAUUGUCCAUUCUCCCAGCCCACCAUUCCUCGUUGUCAGCAUGCCUCUCCAUCGUUGCAUGACACCCCCUCGAUGACCCUCGUGGGCCGACGACGCGUUCAAAGUCAGACGCAUCGCCGUCAGGCUGUCCUCCGUUUCGGUACUUACAACUGCCAGUGCUGACUGUAUUCGAUAUACUCGACCCCUCCGCCCGCUUGCCGCUUAGCCGCCGCCUUCCUCGAACUUCCACUUCCUCGAGGCUCGAGCUUCGAACUCGCUCUGCCACCGCCAGACCGGAUGAAGGUGCACGCCAUCGAUGCGCUCGAGGGCGCGCCGUCCGAUGUCGAAGGGCGCCUCGUCCGAUGUUG